GGAGGGAGGUGGCGACGGCGGCAUGGCGAGCCUCCCGAGGGCCGACCUGGCCGCUGCAGGAGUUGUGUUGCUUUGCCACUUUUUAAUGGACGGGUUUCAGUUCGCGGAAGGGAAGCCCGGAAACCAAGUCCAUGAUUGGCAGUAUGAUGUUGCUCAGGCCCUGCCUCAGACAGCAGGGGACGUGGCUGUGGAUUUACACUCAUACAGCCACAGGUGGAAAAGGAACUUGGACUCUCUCAAGGCAGUAGAUUCAAACAGAGCAAGCAUGGGCCAAGACUCUGCAGAGCCACGAGGCUUUGCGGACCUGUUACUGGACGACGGUCAGGACAACAACACGCAGAUUGAGGAGGACACAGAUCACAAUUACUACAUAUCUCGGAUGUAUGGUCCAUCUGAUUCUGCCAGCCGGGAUUUGUGGGUGAACAUAGACCAAAUGGAAAAAGAUAAAGUGAAGAUUCAUGGAAUCCUGUCCAAUACUCAUCGGCAAGCUGCGAGAGUGAAUCUGUCCUUCGAUUUUCCAUUUUAUGGCCAUUUCCUACGUGAAAUCACUGUGGCAACUGGAGGUUUCAUAUACACUGGAGAAGUUGUGCAUCGAAUGCUCACAGCGACACAGUACAUAGCACCUUUAAUGGCAAAUUUUGAUCCCAGUGUAUCCAGAAAUUCAACAGUCAGAUAUUUUGAUAAUGGCACAGCCCUUGUUGUCCAGUGGGACCAUGUACAUCUCCAGGAUAAUUACAACUUGGGAAGCUUCACGUUCCAGGCAACCCUCCUCAUGGAUGGACGCAUCAUCUUUGGAUACAAAGAAAUUCCUGUCUUGGUCACACAGAUAAGUUCGACCAACCACCCUGUGAAAGUGGGGCUGUCUGACGCAUUUGUCGUGGUCCACAGGAUCCAGCAAAUUCCUAAUGUUCGAAGAAGAACAAUUUAUGAAUACCACCGAGUAGAGCUACAAAUGUCCAAAAUUACCAACAUUUCGGCUGUGGAGAUGACCCCCUUGCCUACAUGUCUGCAGUUUAAUGGCUGUGGUCCCUGCGUAUCCUCUCAGAUCGGCUUCAACUGCAGCUGGUGUAGUAAACUUCAAAGAUGUUCCAGUGGAUUUGAUCGCCACCGGCAGGACUGGGUGGACAGUGGAUGUCCUGAAGAGUCAAAAGAGAAGAUGUGUGAGAAUACAGAGCCACUGGAAACUUCUUCUCAAACCACCACAACCAUUCCAGCAACAACCACACACUUCAGGGUUUUAACCACGACCAGAAGAUCAGCAACAUCCCAGCCGCCCACCAGCCUCCCCACAGAAGAUGAUACCAAGAUAGCACUACACCUGAAAGAUAAUGGAGCGUCCACAGACGACAGUGCGGCCGAGAAGAAAGGGGGUUCCCUCCACGCUGGCCUCAUCGUGGGGAUUCUCAUCCUGGUCCUCAUCAUAGCCGCAGCCAUCCUUGUGACAGUCUAUAUGUAUCACCACCCGACAUCGGCAGCCAGCAUCUUCUUCAUCGAGAGACGCCCAAGCAGAUGGCCUGCAAUGAAAUUUCGAAGAGGUUCUGGACAUCCUGCUUAUGCUGAAGUUGAACCAGUUGGAGAGAAAGAAGGUUUUAUUGUAUCAGAGCAGUGCUAAAAUCUGUAGGACAGAACAGCACCAGUACUGGUUUACAGGUGUUCAGACUAAAAUUUUGCCUAUACCUUUAAGACAAACAGACAAACACACAUACACAAAGGAGCCCUAAGCUGCAGUAUCCUGAAGGAGACAAGAUUUCUGGACAAGCCCUGCCCAAGAAGGGUAAAAGAAAAACUAGAAGUUAUACAAGAUACCAUUUACACUGAACAUAGAAUUCCCUAGUGGAACAAUUAAUACCUAUAGUUCACUCAGAACAUCCGGUGUGGACCUAUCUGAAGUUAUGAAAAGAUUAUAAUGCUUUUGGCUGAGGUGCAGGGUUGCAAAGGGAUCAAGAAAAAAUAAUAAUAAAGCUUUAGUUCACGCAAGGGAUCUAAACCUUUGGUUCAAAUGUUCUUCUCUGAUGUCUCAAAGGUAACUGUGUUCCAAAGCCUGAACUCUUUUACUCAAAAGAGCAAUGAUGAAUGUUUCAAGAUUGCUGAGAAAAAAAUGCAUAGGAACAGAAACAAACACAGAAUAAGAGAUUUUCUAUCUUUUC
This is a messenger RNA of Nycticebus coucang (slow loris), 2147 nucleotides long. It is a transcript of the gene PLXDC2, whose product is annotated as plexin domain containing 2. The transcript is spliced from 14 exons. NCBI's taxonomy places the organism in Eukaryota, Metazoa, Chordata, Mammalia, Primates, Lorisidae. The record is from RefSeq and is a predicted model, not a curated record. Bases 23 to 1612 code for a protein of 529 amino acids.